Molecule: messenger RNA, 2320 nt
Organism: Oryza brachyantha (malo sina)
Lineage: Eukaryota; Viridiplantae; Streptophyta; Magnoliopsida; Poales; Poaceae
Product: protein ANTAGONIST OF LIKE HETEROCHROMATIN PROTEIN 1-like
Exons: 1
Coding region: 384-2066 (560 amino acids)
Source: RefSeq, a predicted model, not a curated record
CGUCCUCCUCCUCCCCCUCCUCCCCGUCAACAUCGCCCCGAUCAGAGCGUAUUUAUAUGGCGCCCCCUUUCACACCAGUCUCCUCCGAUCCUCUCCUCUCGACCCCCACCCCCCCAAUCGAGCCAUCCAUCCAUCAUCAUCCACCACCAUAUCACAAGCAGCCGCAGCGGCAGCAGAGGAGGAAGAGGAAGAGGAGGAGGAGGGUUUCGCCUUCCCUAUCUUCUUGACGCGCACAGGCCACCAACAACGCCGCCCCCCACCGCGACGCGCGCGCCACACACACACACACCGACGCGACGCGACGCGACGCGACCGAGCGUGAGGGGAAAGAGGUGCGUGGCCUUGGACUUUUGAGGCGAGCGAACCCCCGCGUGCGUGCGUAUAUGAGAUCCACAUCCGGCGCCCGCCCCAGCAGCGGUGGUGGUGGAGGAGGAGGGGGAGGGGGAGGAGAGGACGACGACUACGCCUUCUACUACUCUUUCUUCCAGGACGCCGCCGCCGCCGGUGCUGCUGCAUCGCCGCUCAGUCUCGACGACGCCGUUGCGGCCGCAGCCGCCAUGACCAACGGGGGACGGAAGCGGAAGCGGGGAGGAGGGGAUGGGGCGGACGGUGCCGCCGCGUCCAGGAAGGACGGACCUGGAGGAGUAGACGGCGAGGGGGGCAACGGCAGGAAGCGCUCCAUCGCCAAGAUACUCACCUCGCUGGCGGCGCUCGAGGCGGAGGAGCACUCCGACCGCGCGGGCGCUGCCGACGCGUCCCGGCGGGAGCUCGCGCUGCUCGAGUCCAACGCCGACCACAAGUCGCAGGCCAUGAUGGACUACUACACCAAGAUGGAGGGGAGCUUCGAUGCGGCCGCGGAGUCCGACGCCGCCGCGCGGUCCAAGCGCUCGCGACUCGCCGCUUCGGCCGCCACAGCGGCGGUCGUGGCUACAGAGGAAGGGGCAGCCGAGACGGCCGCCGCGUCGGCGUCACCGUCGCGGGCGAGCGGCGGGGCGGGCCACCACCAGCGGCGGCUGUGGGUGAAGGACCGGUCGAAGGCGUGGUGGGACCGAUGCAACAGCCCCGACUACCCGGAGGAGGAAUUCCGCCGCGCGUUCCGGAUGGGGCGCGAGACGUUCGACAUGAUCUGCGAGGCGCUGGGCUCCGCGGUGGCCAAGGAGGACACCAUGCUCCGCGCCGCCAUCCCCGUGCGCCAGCGCGUCGCCGUCUGCAUCUGGCGCCUCGCCACCGGCGAGCCACUCCGCCUCGUCUCCAAGCGCUUCGGCCUCGGCAUCUCCACCUGCCACAAGCUCGUCCUCGAGGUCUGCGCCGCCAUCAAGUCCGUCCUCAUGCCGCGCUUCCUCCAGUGGCCCGACGAGGCCACCGCCGCCGUAUUCAAGGAGAAGUUCCAGACGACCUACGGCGUCCCGGGCGUCAUCGGCGCCAUGUACACCACCCACAUCCCCAUCAUCGCGCCCAAGAUCUCCGUCGCCGCCUACUUCAACCGCCGCCACACGGAGCGCAACCAGAAGACGUCCUACUCCAUCACGCUCCAGGGGGUGGUCGGCCCCGACGGCGCCUUCACCGACGUCUGCAUCGGCUGGCCGGGCUCCAUGCCGGACGACCAGGUGCUGGAGAAGUCCAUGCUGCACCAGCGCGCCGCGGCGGGGAUGAUGCACAACGCCUGCCUCGUCGGCGGCGCCAGCUACCCGCUCAUGGACUGGGUCCUGGUCCCCUACACGCACCAGAACCUGACGUGGACGCAGCACGCCUUCAACGAGAAGGUGGACGAGCUCCGGCGCGUCGCCGUGGACGCGUUCGCGCGUCUCAAGGCGCGGUGGGCGUGCCUCCAGAAGCGCACGGAGGUGAAGCUCCAGGACCUCCCCGUCGUGCUGGGCGCCUGCUGCGUCCUGCACAACAUCUGCGAGACGCGCGGCGAGGUGCUCGACCCGGAGCUCCGGUACGAGCUCGUCGACGACGAGACCUCGCCGGAGAUACCCGUCCGCUCCGAGGCCGCCAAGCGCGCCAGGGACAACAUCGCCCACAACCUCCUCCACCGCGGCCUCGCCGGCACAACCUUCUUCUGACGAUCGAUCGAUCGGUCACACCGCCGCCGCUUCUUGAUUGGUUCGCAUUCGCAUUCCCCCCUUGGUACAAAAUCCCGACAAGUAGCGAUUCUUUUAGCCACUAGAGUAGAAAGAUUUUGGUAGGUUUGGUCAGGGCAAAGUUGGUGAAAUGUAAACAUCCUGUGAAAAAAAGAUUCGAAUUUGGGCAGGUUUUGUUUUCAAAAUCAAGACAAGAUAUAUACAGUUCAAUUUACAACAUACAUGAUUGAAUUCUA